CAGCACAUCUUGCUAACCUAAUUCAGAAAACAAGUGCUACAGCUCUGUGCCUGUCAUCUUCGCUCAGUGUAGCAUUUUUCAGGUGAUCUAGGAAACAGUUAUUUUUAUGAGCAAAUAAGAGCAACAGGAAUCACAAUGGGGAUGUAUUUAACAGACCUGGUACUGGAUAAAACUUAAAGCCAGUUUCUAUUCAACAUAGUGAAAAGGUCACCUUGCCUGGCUGAGGAGAGAAGCAAAAUUUCAGCUUGUUGGUUUCUGUUAACAUCUAAGCUCAGGCUAGCCUCUUUUCCUUGAUGUUCAAACCAAUUUGGGAUAUCUAGCUACAAAGAGAGACAUACUGUACUCAUGGUAGAUGACAAGGAAAAGAACAUGAAAUGUCUCACCUUCUUCUUGAUGCUUCCAGAGACGGUAAAGAACAGGUCCAAGAAAAGCUCGAAGAAAGCAAAUACGAGCAGCAGCAGUAGCAGCAGCAGCAGCAAGUUGCCCCCAGUUUGUUAUGAAAUAAUUACCUUGAAGACUAAAAAGAAGAAGAAGAUGGCUGCUGAUAUAUUCCCCCGUAAAAAACCGGCCACCUCCAGCAGCACCACUGUCCAGCAAUACCACCAGCAGAAUCUCAGUAACAACAAUCUUAUACCGGCUCCGAAUUGGCAGGGUCUUUAUCCCACCAUUAGAGAAAGAAAUGCGGUGAUGUUCAAUAAUGAUUUGAUGGCAGAUGUACAUUUUGUGGUUGGGCCACCAGGUGGGACUCAGCGGUUGCCAGGACACAAAUAUGUUUUAGCUGUUGGGAGCUCUGUGUUCCACGCGAUGUUUUACGGAGAACUUGCUGAGGACAAAGAUGAAAUCCGUAUACCAGAUGUCGAGCCUGCUGCUUUCCUUGCCAUGCUCAAAUACAUCUAUUGUGAUGAAAUUGACUUGGCUGCUGACACAGUGCUGGCCACUCUUUAUGCUGCCAAAAAGUACAUUGUCCCUCACCUUGCCAGAGCCUGCGUUAAUUUCCUGGAGACCAGCCUAAGCGCCAAGAACGCCUGUGUGCUUCUCUCCCAGAGCUGCCUGUUCGAGGAGCCAGACCUGACCCAGCGUUGCUGGGAGGUGAUUGAUGCCCAGGCUGAGUUAGCGCUCAAGUCUGAGGGAUUCUGUGAUAUCGACUUCCAGACUCUAGAAAGUAUCCUCCGCAGGGAAACUCUGAAUGCCAAAGAAAUUGUGGUUUUUGAGGCAGCUCUCAACUGGGCUGAAGUAGAAUGCCAGCGACAAGAUCUAGCUCUGAGCAUUGAAAAUAAACGCAAGGUCCUAGGAAAGGCUCUUUACUUGAUCCGCAUACCUACAAUGGCCCUCGAUGACUUUGCCAAUGGUGCUGCACAGUCCGGAGUAUUAACUCUUAAUGAAACCAACGACAUCUUCCUCUGGUAUACUGCAGCCAAAAAGCCCGAGUUGCAGUUUGUGAGUAAAGCCCGCAAGGGCCUUGUCCCCCAGCGCUGUCACCGUUUCCAGUCAUGUGCCUAUCGGAGCAACCAGUGGCGCUAUAGAGGUCGCUGUGACAGCAUCCAGUUUGCAGUUGAUAAAAGAGUGUUCAUUGCUGGCUUUGGGCUGUAUGGUUCCAGCUGUGGCUCUGCAGAAUACAGUGCCAAGAUUGAACUCAAGCGGCAGGGUGUUGUCCUGGGACAGAACUUGAGCAAGUACUUCUCAGAUGGCUCCAGCAAUACCUUCCCUGUGUGGUUUGAGUACCCAGUGCAGAUUGAGCCAGAUACCUUCUACACAGCCAGUGUGAUACUGGAUGGCAAUGAACUUAGCUACUUCGGACAAGAAGGCAUGACAGAAGUUCAGUGUGGCAAAGUGACCGUCCAGUUUCAGUGCUCCUCAGAUAGCACCAACGGCACUGGGGUGCAGGGAGGGCAGAUUCCCGAACUUAUAUUCUAUGCCUGAAAACUCACGUCCCGGACCAGUGUGGGCUCCGAGGUGCACAUCUGGUCCCCAUGUGCUUGAUGCUUUAGCUCAUCUGCAGAUAUACGAUCAGCGCAGGUAAUUUGUAAUGAAUGAAGCAGUAGGCAGUUUCUAAUUACUUUUAACCUUUUAAUUAUGUACAGGCAAAAAUGCAGCGUUCUGCUUUUAACUGUGUGCUUAAAAGAGCCAAGUUCUUAUUAAGGCUUUGUGGUUUUUAAAAUUGCGUCUGUGCACGUGGGGAGACUCUGUGCUCUUCCAAGUGCCAUACCAACCUCCCAGUUUUGUUCCUCUGAAGAAAUUUUUGAUCACCUCAAAUUUCCUUUUGGACUUUAUUGAUGAAUAGAGAGAAAUAGUCUAAAAUAAGAAUUAUUUUUAAAUAGAACCCCCUCCAACAAAAACACAGAUAAACCUCAGUGUACAAUUUUGAAAGAAGUUUUGCUUUGUAAUAAAUAAUAAUUUAGAAAGUAGAUAGUGGUCAUGU
Cynocephalus volans (Philippine flying lemur) is the source of this 2419-nucleotide messenger RNA. It is a transcript of the gene BTBD3, whose product is annotated as BTB domain containing 3. Gene Ontology annotation, biological process: neurogenesis; dendrite morphogenesis; cerebral cortex development. Gene Ontology annotation, cellular component: cytosol. The coding region runs from base 346 to 1920 and encodes 524 amino acids. Gene Ontology annotation, molecular function: protein binding. Lineage: Eukaryota; Metazoa; Chordata; Mammalia; Dermoptera; Cynocephalidae. The record is from RefSeq and is a predicted model, not a curated record. The transcript has 4 exons.